GGUGUCCUUGGGUUUGUGCUUCGUGACAUCCCGGCCCGGCUUUGGACCUGCCUUGCAGCUGCGGAUUUAUCUGGGAUCUGGAGCGCGGCUGUCCCCGAUUGAGUCUUUCUUCAUAUCAAACAUGAAGCUGAUUUUGAUCUUCAGUGCCCUCUUUGGGGCUGCCUUAUGCCUGGAAACUUUUGUUGGGCACCAGGUCCUCCGAAUCAAGAUCAAAAAUGAGGAACAAGUUAGGAAUUUACAGUUUUUGGAAACGCUGGAACACCUGAAGCUUGAUUUCUGGAUAAAUCCCUCCACCUUCUCCCGUCCUGUGGAUGUGCGAGUGCCCGCUAACAGCCUCCAAGCAGUCAAAGUCUUCCUGGAGUCCCACAGGAUUGAGUACUCAAUCCUGAUCGAAGACCUGCAGGCCGUUCUCGACAGAGAAAAGCAAGAAAUGGUCGCCAGUCAACAGAUGGAGCGCAGCAGCACUUUCAACUAUGGAAUUUACCAUUCUUUAAGCUCUAUUUAUGAGGAACUGGAUAAUCUCGCAUCUGAGUACAGCAACAUCGUCAGUAAGCUCCAGAUUGGGCAAUCCUAUGAAAAGCGGCCUUUGUAUGUGCUCAAGUUCAGCACUGGAGGAAGCAACCGUCCUGCAAUCUGGCUCGAUGCCGGCAUCCAUUCCCGAGAGUGGGUUACCCAAGCUAGCGCGAUGUGGAUCGCUAAAAAGCUUGCUUCUGACUACGGGAACGAUCCAUCCAUCACCUCUCUGCUGGACAAAAUGGACGUUUUCCUGCUGCCAGUUACAAACCCUGAUGGCUACGAGUUCACUCACACCACAAAUCGCAUGUGGCGGAAGACCCGCUCCAAGCAUGCAGGCAGUCUGUGUAUUGGAGUUGAUCCAAACAGGAACUGGGAUGCAGGUUUUGGAGGUCCUGGAGCCAGCAGCAAUCCCUGUUCCGACUCUUACCGUGGGCCCAGUGCCAACUCAGAGGUGGAAGUUAAAUCUGUUGUAGAUUUUAUUAAGAACCAUGGAAACGUCGUGGCCUUCCUCACCCUGCACAGUUACUCGCAGCUCCUGAUGUACCCCUAUGGUUAUAAAUGCACACAGCCAGCAGACUACGCUGAGCUGGAUGCCCUGGGCAAAGCUGCUGCCAACGCCAUCCAGUCCCUCCACGGCACCACCUUUACAGUGGGGAGCAUUUGCACUACUAUCUACCAAGCCAGUGGAGGCAGCAUAGACUGGAGCUACGAUUAUGGCAUUAAAUACUCCUUCGCUUUUGAGCUGCGAGACACCGGGCGCUACGGCUUCCUCCUGCCGGCCAGCCAAAUUAUCCCCACGGCGGAGGAGACGUGGCUGGGCCUGAAAACCAUCAUCGAGCACGUGCGAGACAACGCACACUAAAAGCAGGGCUGGGAGUCAGAUUUUUGGAACAGCAAGCUCAGAAAUGCUCUGAAUAAAAACCCGUGUGCAUUCCUCCA
Molecule: messenger RNA, 1455 nt
Organism: Anas platyrhynchos (mallard)
Lineage: Eukaryota; Metazoa; Chordata; Aves; Anseriformes; Anatidae
Gene: CPA2
Product: carboxypeptidase A2
Biological process (GO): proteolysis
Molecular function (GO): zinc ion binding; metallocarboxypeptidase activity
Source: RefSeq, a predicted model, not a curated record